Molecule: messenger RNA, 6027 nt
Organism: Canis lupus familiaris (dog)
Lineage: Eukaryota; Metazoa; Chordata; Mammalia; Carnivora; Canidae
Gene: IRGQ
Product: immunity related GTPase Q
Exons: 3
Coding region: 590-2488 (632 amino acids)
Molecular function (GO): GTP binding
Source: RefSeq, a predicted model, not a curated record
GUCACAGCGCCGCCACCCGGAGGGAAGCGGGGUAGGGCCCCCGAGGCUCAAGGUCCCAGGGGCUCCCACGCCCUUUCGCCGGAGGAGCCUCUCGACGCCGAAAGCCCGGCUACUAUCCGGCAGUGAUGCAGUCGCGCCAGCCGGGUCCUCAGAGAAACGGGAGGGGUCCUUCCCCGCAGCGGGAUGCGUUAUGAUGACGUCGCGGCCGCCCGUGCCGGACCGACCUCCGCUUCUUGCGCAAAUGUGGCCGGGCGCUGCUGGCGCGCAGGCGCUCUGACUCCCUCAUUGUUCGGGGCCCCGCGGCAGCAGCAGGGGGGAGCCGGCGCGCUUCGAUUGCUCUGCGCAGCCGCCGCCAAGGGCUGUAGCCCCGAGGUCACGCUUCCAAGACACACCCCCUCCUUAAAAGAGUGACGUCAGGUUAGAGCCCUCGGAACGGGUCUGGACGGCCCCCCCUCCGCCCCUCCGCCCCAAAUCGGGGCGCCCUAACCUCUUCGGCCUCCGUCCGCCCGACCCCAAGGGCGGGGCUUCUCAGCGGCUGACCCGCCGCCGCGGAUCGCGCUCUCCGGUGACUGCCAGCGCUUUGCUCGGUAUGCCACCGCCACGGGGUGACGUGACCGCCUUGUUCCUGGGGCCUCCGGGCUGUGGCAAGUCCGCGCUGAUCGCAGCGCUGUGCGACGGGAAUGUGGAGACCAUAGAGAUUCCCGAGGGCCGACCGGACUCCGGGAUCCCCAGCCUGCGAGCAUUGGGCCCUGGCCUCUUCCUGGGCGAGCUGAGCUGUCCGCCCGCAGCGCCAGGGCCCUGGGCGGCGGAGGCCAACGUGCUGGUAUUGGUGCUGCCCGGCCCCGAGGGGAACGGGGAGCCCCUGGCCCCAGCGCUGGGAGAGGCAGCGCGGGCCGCCCUGGCCCGAGGGACCCCGCUGCUGGCUGUGCGGAAUCUCCGCCCUGGGGAGUCACAAGAUGAAGCCCAGGCCCGGGAUCAGACCGCGGCCCUGCUGAACGGCGCGGGGUUGGGGGCCGCUGCUCUCUUCGUGCUGCCCGCGGACUGCGGCCGCCGAGACGGCUGCAAGGAAUUGGAGCGCCUGCGGGUGGCGCUGCGGAGCCAGGCGGAGGUGCUGCAGAGGCUCCUGCCCCCGGCACAGGAUGGCUUCGAGGUACUGGGUGCGGCAGAGCUGGAGGCCGUGCGGGAGGCUUUUGAGACCGGUGGCCUGGAGGCGGCGCUGUCGUGGGUUCGCGCUGGCCUGGAGCGACUGGGCAGCGCGCGGCUGGACCUGGCCGUGGCCGGCAACGCCGAUGUGAGCCUUGUGCUGAACGUGCUGCUUGGGCUGGAUCCCGGUGACCCUGAUGCCGAGCCUGUUUUCAUGCCCGCGGGGCCCACGCCCCACCCGGCCCCAGAGCGUCCCAAUGUGGUGCUCUGGCACGUACCUCUGGGCUCCGCGGGCACUGCUGCCGCCACCCCCCAUCCGACCCACUACGACGCCCUCAUCCUAGUCACCCCGGGGGCCCCCACUGAGAAGGACUGGGCUCAGGUUCGGCCCUUCGUGCUGCCAGAUGCGCCGCUGGUCGGCGUGCGAACAGACGGUGAGGGCGAAGAUCCAGAGUACCUGGAGGAAGAGGACGAGGCGGAGAAAGAGAAGCCCAGCUGCGAGAGCUUAGAGAACACAGGCGGAGAGGGGGUGAAGAAUGCACGCAGUGAGGGAAGGGAGAAACGUGGCCCGGGAUUGCAGAAAGGUAGCGAGGAAGAUUCCGAGAAAGCAGGCAGCGGGGAAGGCUCGGAGAAAGCGGGCAGCGAGAGUGUGCCGCCUGUUGGCGGUGGCGGGAAGAAAUCAGGCAGUGGGGACGCGGAGCGUGCGGCCGCGCUGAGCCCCGAGGAUGAGACGUGGGAGGUGCUGGAGGAGGCGCCGCCACCCGUGUUCCCGCUGCGGCCUGGCGGCCUCCCGGGGCUCUGCGAGUGGCUGCGGCGCGCGCUGCCCCCGGCCCAGGCGGGGGCGCUGCUGCUGGCGCUGCCCCCCGCGUCUCCCCACGGGGCGCGCAUGAAGGCGGCGGCGCUGCGGGCCGGGGCGUGGCGGCCGGCUCUGCUGGCCAGCCUGGCGGCGGCGGCGGCGCCCGUACCCGGCCUAGGCUGGGCGUGCGACGUGGCGCUUCUGCGGGGUCAGCUGGCCGAGUGGCGGCGGGCGCUGGGGCUCGAACCCGCCGCGCUGGCUCGACGCGAGCGCGCGCUCGGCCUGACCCCGGGGGAGCUGGCGGAGCGGACGCACUUCCCGGGCCCGGUGACGCGCGCCGAGGUGGAGGCCAGGCUGGGCGCGUGGGCGGGCGAGGGCACUGCGGGGGGCGCGGCGCUGGGGGCCCUUUCCUUCCUCUGGCCCGCGGGCGGCGCGGCGGCCACCGGCGGCCUGGGUUACCGCGCGGCGCACGGCGUCCUGCUGCAGGCCCUCAGCGAGAUGCAGGCCGAUGCCGAGGCGGUGCUGGCACCCCAUGUGCCCGCGCAGUGAGGGGUGGGACGCGGGUCUGGGGGGCUGCCGGGGUGCCCAGUGUCCCUCCUGCUUGGCUCCCCCAGGGGCUGAGGACUCCACGUCCUGGUUAGAGGGAUAGGGAUUGGGGGGGUCCAGAUGCAUGGGAUGUCUGGGCCUCUGAGGUAGCGGAGCUGGGGGCCACCACUCAGAAUGCUGGGUGCUUGAAGGGAAUGAGGGCUUUGAAUUCAUUGGGGUGGACUUUAAGAUUCCAGUUGCUGGGUGGUGGGAAGUCUCCAUCUACAGGAGGGAACAGGGGACUGUGCAAAAGAGCUGCAGAACCUUUGAUCAGGAAUAGAGAGAUGUCUGUUAUUUGCUGCUGGGGGGUGGGGGGGGGAGGGCCUGGUGAGCCAGAUUCUUUUCCCAGCUGUUGUGGGGAGGAUGGUCCCAGAAAAACGAGGGAAGUAGGCAAGAGGUCUGGGCAUGGUGGGCCCUGGGGGUAGCCAGAGACCAGGAAUGAGGCCUUCUGGUGUGAAGGACAGGAACCCAUACCUCAGAGGUAUCUCCCACAAAUUCCUUAUGGAUUUGGACCCUGGCAAUCACCUCUCUCAGUGCGAGUUUGGAAAGGGACAUGACUACCCGCCCCCCUUUUAUAAGUGCUGAGUGAUUCAAGGGAUCUUUGGUGUGUCUGUUCCUUUGUCCCUCUUUCCCUUAGUGGUUUCUAUCUCUUUUUGGUCUUGAUUUCUUCUAUCAUUAAGCCGAACCCUUUCUGGCCUUGAUAUUUUAUACUCCUGCCUUUUUUGGAAAAGCAGCUAUAAUGCUGCACUGACAGAUAUUUCUGUGUUGGCUACCUCAGGUGUCCCCAAGAGGCUCUGCCCUCUGGUGUACACACAGGGCUGCGGAGAGCAAGAGACCCACAGAACAGCGAGGUAGUGUUCCAGACGGUGGGAGUGUGCCGUAAGUGAAGCAAAGGCAGAAACCACAGUGCCUGGAAUGUUCUAGGCUGCCAACUAUAGGUAGAAAAGAUGCCACAGGUUACAGAGUUCUUGUAUCAAAAAGCAGGAAAGGGGGACCCAAAAGGCCAUUAAGUAGCAUCUCUUUUAUGAGAGAUGGGGAGGGCAAAGCCCAGGGAGGGCAGGCUCUAGGCCCAACAACACACAGCAGGGUCCUAUGUGGUCUGGCCCCAACCUCAUCCCCUAACCAGCCUGAUCUUCCGAUGCCUGGGUGGGCCACCUUGGAUCCUACCCCAGGAUCUUUGCAUUUGUUGUUCUUUCUGCCUAGAAUGCUCUACCCCCGGAUCUUCCCAUAACUGGUUCCUUCUUAUCAAGCAGAUCUCCACUCAAACGUCCCCUCAGAGAAGCCAUCCCUGUCCAGUGUAACUGAAUCAGCUCACACGCCCCCAUUACUCUUCUCAGCCAGUUAUUUCCCUUGCAGCAAUUUUUACUGUAGGCAAUUACCUUAUUUAUUUAUUUACCUAUUUAAUAGCUAUUGUCCUUUUACCUGUUUUGUUCUCUGCUCUACCCCUAACACCUAGAAGAGUGCUUGACCCACAGUAGGUGCUUAGUAAUUAUUUCUUUUCAUUCAUUAGUCAGUGGCAGACUGGAAUUUAGAUUGUCGGCCUCUUGCCACAAGACAGGGAAAAUGAGCAAGGUGGGGAGAAACAAGCAUCUGAUGGGAGAGAAAGCUCCUGUCUGAGGUCACGGGAUCUGGGAAGCAAGCACGGCUUUGCCACUGUCACUCUGGGUGACUUGGACCAGUGCCUUAUGUUCCAUCUGAGAAAUGAAAGGGCCGGACGAGAACCGUAUAUACUUGCAAGAUCCUAUUUUCUUUGACAGCAGGAGACAAGGGUGACCGAUCUGAGAGACAGGUCCUUUGCCAGAUGGUAUUCCCAUGUCCAUCUCGAACCCCUACCAUUGGCACAAUUUAUCCCAUCAUAGUUGAGAUGGCUGAGGGUGGAAAAAAGCAUUUGGCUUUAUACUGAAUGGCUUCAGACAUGGUCUUCAAAGGCCUUUGAGGCUUCGGGGAAAGGUAUUUGCCCAUCUCUGUAAUAUCCAGUACAACACUGUCUACCUCUCAAUCUGGAAUGCCAGCCAUGGGAAAGUGGGAGAGGUACACAGCCGUGCUGUCCAACAGAAACGGGUUGUGAGCCACAUCUGUAAUUUGAAAUGUCCUAGCAGCCACAGUAAAAAUGUAAAAGAAAACAGUGAAAACUAGUUAUGUUUUACUCAACCCAGUACACCCAAAACAUUAUUUCAACAUGUAAUCAAUAUAGAAAAGAAUGAGAUAUUUUCCAUUCCUUCAUGCUGUCUUUGAAAUCGGGUGUGUAUUUUGCACUUAGCACAUGUCUCAUUCAGAUGAUAAAUUCUCAUCAGAAGUACUCCUGUUUAGCUUUCCUAAAGUUCAUUAAUAGAGAAAGAGAUUCAUACACCCAAGUUGUCCCGGUUAUAUUGAACAGUUUCCCAAUAACUGAGGUGCAUAUCAGUUUUUAAGUAAAAAUGAAUAAACACCAUUUUCUCAGUCACCCAAACCAUGUUUUAAGUGCUCAGUAGCCACAUGUGAUGUGUGGCCACAGUACUAGACAGCACAGACCUAGAAUACUCCCAUCAUCACAGGAAAUUCUACAGACAUAGCUCUAGGGUCAGACAGUCCUCCUGACAUUGGGGCAACCUUGGGGAAGUCACUCAGCAAAUGGUAUCUACCUCACAGGGUAAUUGUAGGAAUAGUGUAUGUACAUGCAUUCUCCCCCCUGCCUCUCUCUCUCUCUCUCUCUCUCUCCUACACACGCACAUGUCAGCAUGCUGCAGCCCUCCAGAGAAGCCUCGCAUAUGAGGAGCUCGAACAUAAGUCUUGUUGCCUUUGCCCUUGGCCCCAGGCAGUACCCAGACAACUCUAGUCUGGGCACCUCUGUCUCAUGCCCAUGCCUUUGCUCACAGAGUGCCCUUGUCUUUUUCUGCCACUUUCACACCAUCUCUGAUUUGGUCUGGCCUAACAUCUCUGCCCUGUGCUUCCCUCCCUCAAAUUCCUUCUGCCCUCAUGCCAAUGGGGAUCAUGCCAGAGAUCAUAUCUGAGAAAGCAAGACCCAAUUUUGUUUGCCUAUGUCUCUUUUGGGGAGUGCUGGUUGUGUUUAUAUGUGUAUGUGAGUUUAUAUGUGUAUAUGGACACUCUUGGGUGUCAUGACUAAUUUGGGGGAAGGGUUGUUUUUAAAUUAUGACUUUUGAAGGGAGUCCUAAACGUUGCUAGUGAGGCUUCUGUCUCUGGUAGCAUCCAAGCAGAAAGAUUAAGACUCCCUUGAGAACGGAUUGCUGCUGCCCUCGGGGUGUUUCAACAUCAUACUUCCAGGCUGGAAGACCCUGGAAGGCAAGAAUUCCAGGAAAUGUAUGCUACAUCUUGGCAUUGCCAUCCAUUACCAGAAGCAGAAGUAGAAGAGACAAUCUCAUCACCUUAGCUGAGUUUCAUACAUUUCUGGAUAAUGAUGAAGAGACUUGUAUCCAUUGGGGUGGGGAACCAGGGAGGGCUAAUCCAGGGUGUGGUAGGCCUGUGGUGCUUUUUGAAGAGGUCAAUAAAAAUGAGUAGAGAUACCA